UUUUUUUUUUUUUUUUGUUCUUCUUUUUUCUUUUUUUCUUUUUACUAUAUAUAUAUAUAUCUAUAUAUUUUACUGCUCAUAGUAUUUUUAUAUUAUUCAGUGAAUAAAUGAUAACGGUUGUUGAAUCACCUUUAUCUAAACAACGUUUUCUCCUGUUGGAUGCGCCGACUGAACAAACAUUAGCAAGUUAUAUUGAACCUUUAAAGAAAGAGAACGUAAAGCUACUAGUACGAAUAUGUAAUCGUCCUUUGGACUAUGAUGCUGUGAAACUGGAACGACUAGCUGGGAUCCGAGUCAUUGAUGAUAUCAAGUUUGACGAUGGAACUGUGCCAAGUCAAGAAAAUAUUGAACACUGGUUGAAUUUAGCCGAACAAGCUCGAUUAGAAGGUCACACUAUGGCGGUACAUUGUGUUAGUGGAAUAGGUCGAGCACCGGUACUUGUGACUUUAUCACUUAUUGAAAGUGGAAUGGAUCCUUUGGAUGCAAUCAGUUAUGUACGGCAACGACGUCGAGGUGCUCUUAAUAAAACUCAAGUACGAUUCAUUGAUGGAUAUCGACCUAUUACCAAACGCAACAAAUGGAGACAAUGGUUCAAACUAGCAGUAUAGAUCCCUCUCCCUAUUCUCUUCCCUCAUGGUAUAUUUUCUCCUUUCUUGCUUGAUAUCUUGUAUUCCCAUUUUUUUUUUUCUGUUUUCAAUUAAAAAAAACUCAGUUGAAACUCAA
Molecule: messenger RNA, 723 nt
Organism: Halteromyces radiatus
Lineage: Eukaryota; Fungi; Mucoromycota; Mucoromycetes; Mucorales; Cunninghamellaceae
Product: protein-tyrosine phosphatase-like protein
Exons: 3
Coding region: 108-608 (166 amino acids)
Biological process (GO): protein dephosphorylation
Cellular component (GO): nucleus
Molecular function (GO): phosphatase activity
Source: RefSeq, a predicted model, not a curated record